CGUUCGUCGGCCUAAAACUGCGCCUGCGUACUGCGCUGCUUCCUCUUGGGGUCCGACCGGCUUGCGGCAAGAUGGCAAAACGCACCAAGAAGGUGGGAAUCGUCGGUAAAUACGGGACACGUUAUGGUGCUUCCCUCCGGAAAAUGGUGAAGAAAAUUGAAAUCAGCCAGCAUGCCAAGUACACUUGCUCCUUCUGUGGCAAAACCAAGAUGAAGAGACGAGCUGUGGGGAUCUGGCACUGUGGUUCCUGCAUGAAGACAGUAGCUGGUGGUGCCUGGACCUACAACACCACUUCUGCUGUCACAGUAAAGUCUGCCAUCAGAAGACUGAAGGAAUUGAAAGACCAGUAGAAGCUGCACACUUUGAAACAUUGCUAGCCUAUAAUAAAUGGGUUAAUUUAUAUAACAACAUUA
This is a messenger RNA of Miniopterus natalensis, 413 nucleotides long. RefSeq names its product ribosomal protein L37a (gene RPL37A). Gene Ontology annotation, cellular component: cytosolic large ribosomal subunit; ribosome. The record is from RefSeq and is a predicted model, not a curated record. Gene Ontology annotation, biological process: translation. Lineage: Eukaryota; Metazoa; Chordata; Mammalia; Chiroptera; Miniopteridae. Gene Ontology annotation, molecular function: structural constituent of ribosome; large ribosomal subunit rRNA binding.